AUGACCUGCCAUGUCCUGGAGGUCCAAUAUGAAGAAGAACUACAAUUUUCUUCUUUGCCUGAGGCCCUUGUAGCAGAACAGCUGACCUACAUGGACUCUAAAUUGUUCCAGAAAGUUGUUUCCCAGCAUUGUUUGGGGAGCAUUUGGUCACGCAGGGACAGGGAUGAAAACAAAGAGCUGGUGCUUAGCAUCAGAGCCACCAUCACUCAGUUCAACGCCGUUUGCAAUUGCGUUGUGAGCACCAUCGUGAAGAAUAAGGACCUAAAGACACAUCAGAGAGCCAGGAUCAUGGAGAGAUGGAUCCAUAUUGCCCAUGAGUGUCGUGCGCUGAAGAAUUUUUCUGCCCUGGGGGCUGUUGUUUCGGCACUGCAAUCCUGUGCUGUCUUUUGGCUCAAGAGUUCCCGGGCACGUGUUCCAAAAAAGGCAGUGCUGCUGUUAGAGGAGCUGGCCCAUAUCUUUGCAGACCGUAACAAUUCCUUGGCAGCUAAGGAGCUGGUGGCAAAGGGGACAGGGCAAGUCCUGGUACCUUACCUCGGUGCUUUCCUCACUGAUCUUGUCAUGCUCGACACAGCCCUUCGAGACUGUGGAGGUAAUUUGGG
Molecule: messenger RNA, 599 nt
Organism: Pogoniulus pusillus (Red-fronted tinkerbird)
Lineage: Eukaryota; Metazoa; Chordata; Aves; Piciformes; Lybiidae
Product: ral guanine nucleotide dissociation stimulator-like 1
Exons: 6
Biological process (GO): Ras protein signal transduction; positive regulation of GTPase activity
Cellular component (GO): plasma membrane
Molecular function (GO): guanyl-nucleotide exchange factor activity
Source: RefSeq, a predicted model, not a curated record